AUGGAUUCACGAGAAGAGCGUAUUAUCUCAUAUCUCAAUUCACAUCCAAAAUUCUUGGAAAAUUAUGCUACCGGACCAAGCGUUACCAAUGAAGUAUUCCAUCGAUGGUGCUCAAGGCGGAGUUCAAAAAUAAAAAAGGCCUUGAAAGAUAUGAAUGGACCGUGGAUGGCAGAUGACUUAUCGGAUUUCCACAAUUUGCUUACCUCCAAUGGUAACAAUGUGCCUCUUAUUCUAUAUGAAUUGGGUCAUGCUUGUGCACAAUUAACUCAUAAUGAAUUGUUUGAUGUGAUAAUGUACAACGAUAAUAAUGCUUACUUCAUUAAGCGGACAGAAACUAAUGUCCGGCUAAAGCAAGUGACCAAGGAGAAACGAUUGCCUACUUAUACGAAAAAAGUAGAAAAUUACUCGGGAGUCUUACUCGGAGAAAUUCAUUUCUAUCGUUCACUCACCGAACAAGAUCAUAUUUCCAUUAAUAUCCUCUGUACCUGGGGUAGUGCUCUUCUCUACUAUGCACAGGAUAUUGUCAGUAUGGAUACUGUUAUCAUAAAAGUUAUGAAUUUCGCUCAAAAGUUGACAAAUGCAGAUCGAUCUUCGCUCUUUCUUGUAGAUCAUAAAAGAAAAGAAUUGUAUGCAAGAAUCUUUGAUGUGGGUACUCAACCGGAUGAACAAAUUAAAAUUAAUGAAGAUGGUAAUGAGGAGAUUAGAUUCUCAGCCAAUAAAGGUAUCGGUGGAUAUGUUGCUAUGACAGGACAAGUUCUCAAUAUCGAAAAUGCCUAUGAGGACCCGCGAUUCAACAAAGAAAUUGACCAGAAGACGGGUUAUAGAACCAGGAAUAUCCUUUGUAUGCCCAUUUUUAUUAAGAAAUCUGUAAUUGGUGUGGUACAAAUGAUUAACAAAGCAGAUGGGCCUUUUACACAACAGGACCAAAAUUCUUUCGAAACAUUCGCCGUAUACUGUGGCCUAGCAUUGCAUCAUGCCAAGCUUUAUAAUCAGAUAAGACGUUCCGAACAGAAAUAUCGAGUGGCAUUAGAAGUAUUGUCAUAUCAUAGUGUAUGCAGUAAAGAGGAGGUGAACAAGCUGAAAAGUAUCACAAUUGAAGAUGAUAUCACAGAAUUGGACAAGUUUGAAUUCAAUGGAUUUCAAUUAACAGAGCUUGAAAAGCCGCUUUAUGCUAUUUAUAUGUUUCGAACGUUAUUUAAAGGGAAAUUCAAUUAUGAUGAGGAUGAUUUGAUUCGUUUCGUACUUACUGUACGUAAGAAUUACCGUCAAGUAGUGUAUCAUAAUUGGGCACAUGGAUGGAGCGUAGCGCAAGCUAUGUAUUGCUUACUUCGAUCCACUACAAUUUUUGAUUUAAAACAGUCUCUUGCACUCUACAUGGCUUGCUUGUGCCAUGAUCUCGACCAUCGUGGCAAGAAUAAUGCCUAUAUGAUAUCGAUGAGUAGUCCAUUGGCAUCAAUUUAUUCAACAUCAGUGUUGGAGCAUCAUCAUUUCAAUCAGACUGUUAUUAUUUUACAACAGGUUGGACAUAAUAUUCUUAAAUCUUUCUCCUCAGAGGAAUACAAGGAGAUAUUGGGUAUUAUUAAGCAUUGCAUAUUAGCCACUGAUCUGGCAGUAUUUGCUAAUAAUAAGACGGAAUUGGAAGCAAUUCUAGCUAACGGUACCUUCAGUUGGGAUAAUGAAGAUCAUCGGCUUUUAAUGACAGCUAUUUUAAUGACUGGUUGCGAUAUAAUUGCGGCAUCGAAACCAUGGAAUGUUCACACGGAAGCUGUGAAAAUAAUAUUCGAAGAAUUUUAUGAACAAGGAGAUGCGGAACGACGAAAUGGACAAGUACCGAUUGCAUUGAUGGAUCGAGAGAAAGCAAACGAACUACCGCAAAUGCAAGUGACUUUCAUGAAGGAUAUCUGCAUCCCAUGUUAUGAGCUGAUCGUCAUGGCGGUACCGGAAUGUCAACAAUUACUCGACCGCUGUUUGUACAAUAUGAAGAAAUGGCAGGAAUUGGCUGAUGAGCAAAAAAAAAACGGAACUUAA
Acanthocheilonema viteae is the source of this 2028-nucleotide messenger RNA. The record is from the annotation of a GenBank genome assembly. Lineage: Eukaryota; Metazoa; Nematoda; Chromadorea; Rhabditida; Onchocercidae.